Oryctolagus cuniculus (rabbit) is the source of this 7864-nucleotide messenger RNA. Lineage: Eukaryota; Metazoa; Chordata; Mammalia; Lagomorpha; Leporidae. The record is from RefSeq and is a predicted model, not a curated record.
UAAAUAAAAGUUAAAAAAAUAUAUAAGUAGUGAUAACAGAAAUGGAAGGAAUCAGACAUGGUCUAUCCAAGUGUCAAUCUGUGUCAGCCCAGACUUAGGCUAUGAUAGGAACUCAUAUAUUCAUUAUGCUUUACACCCAAUUCUUAGUCUGUGAAUUGAGAUAGUGCCAAGAUUCCUGGAAUCAUCAAUAACUAAGGGGAUGAGGAUUCAUAAUACUGAUGAUUCUGACUCAAGAGAAAAAAAAACAUGACCCAGGGCUGACAUAGAAUGAAUAUCCCAAUGUUGUUAACCAGAAACAGGAUCAGAAUGCAGAGUGAAGGGUGAAAUCUUACUAGGAAUAGCUUGAGAUCAUUUCCCUAUACAUCCUCCAUUCAACACUUUGCUUUUUACUCCUGUAACUUCACUCAUUGCUGGUUUCCCUUGUGAAGUUAGACCCUUUAUGAGACUCUAAGCCAUGUUGACAAUAGGGCCUACAUCUUCUUUAUCUUCAUGUCCCCCAGAGUGUACAUCAGUGCCUUGUGCUCAGCAGAUGUUUAUUAAGAAAAAUAAAUGAGACUUCUAGUGCCUCAGUUCUCAAGCAUGAGGCAUGAGAAUAGACAAAUGGAUGUCUGAAUUGCCUUGGCAGCUGAAUCUGUUUAAUCACUUACAUGUUUCUUGGCAAAACUUUAUGUGGACUAAUCUGUUUUUUCUCAAAUUUGUUUAUCAUGUCAGAAAGAAAGACUACUUGUUCUAUAUUAUUUUAAAAACAUUAUUUUAUAUUUUUUUGGCUCAAAGAUAAUGCAGUGAUAUCUGUUUAGUAAGGAGGGUGAAGGAAACCUGCUUCAGGCAUCAAUAAUGCCAGCUUUUAAAGAUAAUUUUGGAUUAUUUUCAUUUAUUGCAAACUUUAACACACUUGACUUUGUUGUGAAAAACUGUUUUCCAACAGAUAAAUUUGUGUUCCUUUGUGGAAAAGACAUCAUUAAAAAUCUGUGUGUAUAAAAUGCUUAAGGGUCCUGAGAAGACCCUAAGUAAUUCUUCUUGUCUAUAGGAAAUGUAGUUACAGUUGGGGAUUAGAUUCUUUCCUGGUGUUCACUCUAUAUAACUUAUGUGCUCUUUUGCCACCCAAGACUAGAAUCUAGCUUUUUUUUUGGACCAGGUGCCGUUGAUUUUUCUAAUUAAAUGAAAAUAUAGUUUCUAUAGAAAUUACCCUAAAUACAUGUGCUUUUCCAAGCUAUAUGUAGUUACCAACCAGAUGGCUGGAGCAUGCUAUUAUAAUACACAUCCAUUUUGUGUUUAUAUAAUACAAAAUAAUUUUAUAAAAAUUAUGACUUCUGUCUUUAUAAGAAAUAGUCUAUUAUAACAAAAUUAUUUGUUAAUAAAAUGAGGGAAAGUAAAGAAUUAGAAAUAAGUUGCCACUAAGACAUAGAGAAAAAUAGCAAAAUAGCAAAGUAAUGGAUGGAUUUAAUUGGUUCCUAUGUUGUAAAGUGAUUGAAAAGAAUCUGAGUAAGGCAAAAAAGUAGAAGCUGAAGAAUUUCCUCUUGUAAAUUUCAUUGUGCCAACUUGCCUAAAUAUUGCUUUAUAUGUGGAGGAAGAACUGGGAGAAAAAAAUCAGAAGGAAAAGGACAGAAUGAGGUAUAGGAGACCUUCAUAGUUGUUGAAAUUUACCUAGAAUAAAUUGACUGGACCAUAGACAAUGGGCUGCAUUGUCACUUCCUCUUGGGGAGCCUCAGUAGAACUUGGAGCUAAGAGUUCUUUAAGAUUUAUUGAUGCUACCUUUUGAUGUUUUCAUUCACACAUCACCAUUCUACCUUCACUGAAAAAAACUUGAGCACCUUCAUUCUAGAUCUUUGUUGAUAUUUAUUUAAUUUGCUUUUUCAAUCUUAUUUCUGUUUAUUAUCAUUGAUCAAAAUGAAAAUAGUACCAUCAAGUAACAUAUAUUAUGUAUUUGCCUGGCACAGAACUAUGGUUUUUGCUUGCUGAAUUUAAUUAUGACCAUCAUAAAAACCCUGGGAGAUAAUUUCUGUUCUUACUCCUAUUUCACAGGUGAGAGGACUGAGUCUUUGAGGGUUCAGUAACUUGUCUGGAGUGCCACAGUCAGUGAAUGAUCUGCCUCCAGGGUCUCAUGCUUUCAGAUUACACCUGCUACUUACUGUUCUUGCUGUUCUGAUAGGUGCCUUUACUCAAAGUUUUCUUUUUACAAAUAAAAUAAGUGCUCUUUCAUCCCACAUUCAUAGAUCUCCAGGCCCCUUUCCUUCUGGGUAGUUCAGAUGCCACCUUUUUAAAUUACUCCAGGAUAGACAGACAUAAUGUCACUUCUUCUGAAAUUCCUAUGAGUCUUUGCUGAUCAAAGUGACACAGACCAGCAGCUGUGCAGACCCUGGGAGCUUGUUGGAAAUACAGUCUCUUAGUCCCACCCGAGAUCUCCUAAAUCAGAAACAGCAUCUAAAAAGUAUUUAUGUGUUUUAAAGGCAGAGAGAGAGAGAGAGAUCACUGAGAGAUUGCCCAUCUGCUGGGUCAUUCCCCUGAUACCAGCAACAAGCAGGGAUGGGCCAUUCUGAAACCAGGUUGCUUCCUCCCAUGCUGUGUAUUAGCAAGAAACUGGAAUCCUAAACACAGUCAGGACUUGAAUGAGGCACAGAUAUGGGAUUUUGGCAUCUCUUGAAGCACCUUACCCACUGCACCAAACACUUGUCCAGAAUCUGCAUUUUAGUAAAAUCCAUAGGUGGUUUGUAUAUGCAGGAAAGUUUGAAAAGAUCUGUGGUAUGAGACUUUGUUUUUUUGACUUUAUAUCUCUGUUAUUUUUAUACCUAUUUUAUAUUCCCAAAUGGACUGUAAGGUUUUUGAGUAGCAAAGUAUCAUAUUCUCUUUUUGAUAUUGGUAAAUGUACCUGACAUGGAAGAUUACACAUUGUUUAGUGAUAAAAUGCAGCACUUGUAUCAGAUAUUGAGACUAUUUCUCAGUCAAAAUGUUCUAUAUUAUUUAGAAAUAUUUUCCCACUGUGGUAAUAGAAUCACUUUUAACAAUUAUUUUACUAGUAAUGUUUCCAAAAGUUCAGGCUUUGGAUGUUAAAAUGUUAUGAGGCAUAAUCUUGAUUCUUAAAGAAAAAAAUCAUUAUUUCUUCCCAUUACCUUUGGCCUGUACCUAGCCCUUUCGAUACAGCAUCUUUCAUCACUAAAGCUCAUCUAUAGAUAUUAUAGAUUUGGAGAAAAAUAAGUACUGAUAGAAAUAAAAAAACUGAAAUUUUCAAUCAAGUUUACGUGUGAAAUUUUGAGAUUUGUAUGCAGUCAAGAUACUCAUUGCCUUCCAGGAACCUUGGAAUGGAAUUUUGUUUUGACAACUAUUUGAUUCAAAGCUUUAUUUUAGAGUAAAUUCUAUUAAUAGCAAAACUUUAGUCACUACAUAUGCUCCUGCAUUGCUGCUUGCAAUUUAUACACCAAGAACUGAUCAUUAAAGUUAUUGAUUUUUAAAAAAUGAUCACUGUUUUCUAGUUCUUUAUUUGGACAGUGUUUGCAUAUAUUUGUAUCACUAAAUGUUCUCUGAAUGUGACCAACUGAUGACUGAGAUUGGCAGAUGCUAAGGCCCUUCAAUCAGCUUCUCCUUGCUGCACAAUCUGGCUUCUCUCUUCCUUCCACAGAAUAUAUAAUUGGAAUGCAUGCAUGGAAAGAAAAGAGGGCAAACCCAUAUAGGUGGCAAUCUUUGAUUCCAUUUCAGCAGUCAGUAUGACCUAUCAUGAAGUUGCAAAUCUAAAAACUGUCGAAACAUAAAUCUAUUCUCUGGAACUGACGCAGUUUUUCAAUUCAGAAAGGAUUCUGUCUUACCUCUUUUUAGAAUUCCUUUAUCCACACCCCCCCCCCCCCGCCUGUGUGUGUGUGUGUGCGCGCGUGUGUGUUGUUUUAGUAAGAAGCUUCCUUCCCACCUCAGUCAUUGGUUUGCUCACUCCCUUAUGUGAUGAAUCAAUGCUUCCAGAACAGGGGCUUCUGAGUGACUGCGGGAACAAUUACUUCCAAAUGAACUCGUGCAUCUUAGCAGGGAGCGUUCAGACCACACCCCAGGUCUCUUCUGGUGACUCUGAAGCCAAACCUCUGAUCUUCACAUUUGUCCCCACUGUCAGAAGACUGCCAACCCACACUCAGUUGGCUGACACCUCUAAAUACCUUGUUAAAAUUCCAGAGGAACCAAGUGAUAAGAGUCCAGAAACUGUAAAUAGGUCUAAUUCCAACGACUACUCGAUCUUGAACACUGGGAGUGAACAAGAGAAAGACCAAAAGAUAUUGAUUGAUACUUCAGAAGUCAGUGAAAAUAUUUCACAAGAAAGAAGGCUGAAAGCAAAGGAAUCACAAGGAAUGCAGCAAAGCGACCUCUUCAAAGCUGAAUAUGUCUUUAUUGUGGACUCUGAAGGGGAAGAUGAAGCUACAAGCAAAAAGGAUGAACAAGGCCCCAUGGGGGGGACUGGCAGCACGGCUGCCCGGCCCAAGACUCUGGCAAUCUCCUCCAGUCUGGCUUCUGAUGUAGUGCGUCCCAAAAAAUGGGGCACUGAUCUCAAGGCCUCAUCACAUCCUGAAAUGUCUCAUGGGCUGGGCCCUCAGCAAAGGCAUGGUCAGUUAACUUCUUCUCCCACUACCUCUGAGCAGCUUGCCUGUAAACCACCUGCUUUCUCCUUUGUUUCUCCAACUAAUCAGAAAACACCACCUGACCCAGUUAACCUCGACGGAGCCUCUGUCCUAGAGGAGUUCCACACUAGGAGGCUGGAUGUCAGUGGGGCCUUGGUAGAAGAAACAGCUACGUACUUUCAAACUGCCACCCACUCUUCACCCUUUCCUGCAUCGAAAGGCACCUCCUCGACGUUACAGUUUCCCCAUUCCACACAGCUCUCAGGUUCUAAUCUAUCCAGCCCAACUGCAGCACAUCAGAAACCUGGACAUCAGAAAUCUGAAGCUAUGAAGAAGAAGACAACUAUAACCUCACAUGUCCAUAGUCCCAGAGAAAGUCCGAGAACCUCUUCUCCUUCACCAUCCUGCGGUGCUUCUCUGAAGUCAAACUCUGCCUUGUACAUCCCCGUCCGUAUUGUCACACAUUCACUCUCUCCAAGUCCAAAACCAUUUACCUCCUCUUUCCAUGGCUCUUCUUCCACUAUCUGUAGCCAAAUGUCAUCUAGUGGAAAUCUUUCAAGGUCAGGGGUGAAAUCUCCAGUGCCCUCUCGGCUUUCCCUUCUCACUGCUAUCCUCAAGUCAAACCCAUCUCACCAAAGACCUGAAUCCCCUGCAUCCUGCCCCACAUUCUCUCUCAACUCCCUGGCCUCUUCCACACUCACACUUGAUCAAAAAGCAAAGCAAAUUCCAUCCACUCCUAAAAAGUCUCUCUCAAGUUGCUCUCUCAGAGCUGGAUCACCAGAUCAAGGGGAAAACCAGGUUUCUGAGCUGACCCAGCAAUCCUUUCCCCUACCUUUUUCCUCCAAGACUGUCCUGGUUUCGCAAAGGCCCUCCCUCUCUCCUACAAAACCUUUUAGUAGCAGCCCUAUUUCUUUGAAUGCUGAAAAAGCAACAUCACCUACAUCUUUGAAGAGCAAUACGGAGCUCUCCGUGCCACAAACCAAUACAGCGAGCUUUGCAGGUCUUCCUCCUGUCCCACCAAGCUCUUCUCUUUACUCUUCCAAGGGCAAACAGGAUGGUGACUUAAGGGGUAUAGAAAAGACAUCCACAUUAGCCUCCUCUGAAGUAACUUCCGUAUCUCCUCCUAUUAUUCAAAGCACCACACUCCCCACUCCAGAGAAAUGUUUUCAUCCUUCCCCAGCUCUUUCAAAUCUGAUAAACAGAUCCAAAACAGUAUCAUCUCAGCUAUCUGGCUAUGGUUUGACCCCUUCAGCUCCUCGUUCACCCUCUAUCCCCAGUGUCAGCUCUGCCUCUAUUCCUAACUUGGGGUCCUCCUCUGUCCCUCCUGCUAAUCUUCCUACCCAGCCAUUCCAGCUCAGUUCCUCACCACUGCACCCAAAUUGUGGUAGUGAUACCUUGCCUUCAAGACUUAGGAAACAUGAAAGCACAAUAUCCAGCCACAGGUCACCUGUUUCAACCCUAUCACCUCCCAUCUCUCUAACAAGAACCCAGGAGCUGAUUUCACCUUGUGCAUUGUCCAUGUCAACAGGCCCUGAAAAUAAGAAACCCAAGCAAUACAAGAUCAAGUCAAGCUACAAGGCUUUUGCAGCAAUCCCUACAAACACAUUGCUUUUGGAACAGAAGGCACUAGAUGAACCAGCCAAGACUGAAAGUGUCUCCAAGGACAGCACAUUAGACCCACCUGUGGAGUUGUAUUUUCCUGCACAGCUCAGGCAGCAAACUGAAGAGAUCUGUGCUACCAUUGAUAAGGUCUUACAGGAUUCCUUGUCUAUGCAUUCUUCUGAUUCUCCUUCAAGGUCCCCACAGACAUGGUUGGGUUCUAACACAAUCAAAAAUCCUACAACUCUCCCAAGAGCAGCUGGUCGAGAAACAAAAUAUGCAAAUCUCUCUUCACCAUCUUCUACAGUAUCUGAUAAUCAACUGCAGAUCAGAACUGGGCAGGAACUUAUGGAGGAGGUAUUGGAAAUAUCCACCUAUGAACUGGAGACUAAGCCUGGAGUAAUUCGUCCAGUACCUGUGAAAUCCAAAAUAUUACUGAAAAAAGAGGAGGAAAUCUGUGAACCCAACCCUUUCAGUAAAUACCUAGAGGAUAACAGUGAUUUGUUCUUUGAGCAGGGUGUGACAGUCCCUCACAAGCCUGUCUCCCUCCAUCCUUUGUAUCAGACUAAACUCUAUCCUCCUGCUAAGUCUCUGCUGCAUUCACAGAACCUUCCCCAUGCUGAGUGUCUUACCCCCGGACCCUUCAGUCAUGUGUCCUCCUUCUCCUUGACUGAUGAGCAGAGGAAUUCUCCCACCCUCCUUAGUCACAGCACAUAUAACAAGCUGAGUCAUCCCAUGGUGGCUAUUCCUGAACACGACAGUCUUGAUUCCAAAGAGCAAUGAAGUUGGAACAGAAGUUGAAAACACAGGCUGCUGGUUUUAUGGAAUGCUGGUGUUAACCACUUGCUAGAUUAAAUUAUUUUUCAGAAGGAGUGCUCCCUUUCUGAACUGCAGUGCAGCAGAGGCACUAAACAAAGUUUGCUGUAGACAUAUAGCAUCACAGUCCUCUACUAACACCCAGCAUAGAAAAGAUUUACUUACAGCUUCUUGCAUCUUUGAUAAAGCCUUUAAUGCCUUCUAUUAUGCUGACAGCAAUACUAAUGUGACCUAUAUUUAGCCGGAAAAUAAAGAAGAAUCAUGGGUAAAUAGAAGAAUGGAUGUGACUGUUUUUCAACAUUAGUUUGUUUAAAGCAUAUGUUAUUAACAUAUCAGGAUUUUAUUUAUUGUUUGAUUUACUUUUUACAUAUAAAAAAUAAGUUGCAAAAACCUAUUUCCUUCCUGCUCUCAAGGAAAACUAAUUAUUUAGGGGUCCACUGGGGAGAAUGCGAACAUGAGAAGGUUGACAUUUCAUGUAACACAACAAUGAUUUUUUCUGUUCUGUGCUGCUGGAACAGACUGUACCAGGGACAUCCCAAUGAUGAUGAGGUUUUUCCAGAAUCACUCUUUGUUUGAUUGUCAUCACAUUAUUCUCAUGAAGACUACUUAAGAGGCAGUUUGUACCCACAAUCUGAAAGGCAGCAGAAACUACAGAGCAAAUCCACACUGUGAUGAAACUCCUGGAGCCCAUCAGAAGUAUAUUUGGAUCUUAGCUAUUGAUAGCUGAUACUCCCCAGCUUAGAGCAUUUUGCUUUCAUAAGACUGGGUAGGCCCUUUCUUAUGUAUGGGUAUAUUUGUUGACUCAUGUUUAUCAUUUAUAACAAUUUCUUUCUCUGCUAUAGGCAUACAUUAUUUAUUUA